GCAAAAGUUUUACAAAAUCAAAAAAACUGCUAAAUAUUUAUACAUAAAAUUGCAGUUCCUACAUUUGCAAUCAAGCGAGCUUAAUAUAAAAAACUAAAGUUAGGGUUAUCAAGCGAAAGUUCAACUGUGACUCACAUUCAACAAUUAUACAUACAUAUACUAGAAAGUUCACAACCACUUGCUACAUUAGAUCAUGACUGCUGUGGAGAAUGAGCCGCGCACAGAGCUGCAGGAGUUGCAGCUGAAAUCAGCCCAAGUAGCUGAUGAGUCACUGGAAAGCACACGUCGUAUGCUCAGCCUCAUGGAUGAGAGUAAAGAGGCGGGUAUACGCACGCUGGUGGCGCUAGAUGACCAAGGCGAGCAGCUGGAUCGCAUAGAGGAGGGUAUGGAUCGGAUAAAUGCGGAUAUGCGUGAAGCUGAAAAGAAUCUCAGCGGCAUGGAGAAGUGUUGUGGCAUUUGUGUGCUGCCCUGGAAGAAGGUGAACAUUAAGGAUGACAGCGAUAGAGCUUGGAAGGCCAAUGAUGAUGGCAAAGUGGUUGCCAGUCAGCCGCAGCGUGUCAUUGAUGAGCGCGAACGUGGCGGCAUGGGUGCUCCACCACAAUCAGGCUACAUAUCGCGCAUAACAAACGAUGCACGCGAGGAUGAGAUGGACGAGAAUCUGGGUCAGGUCAACUCUAUGCUAGGCAAUUUGCGUAACAUGGCACUCGACAUGGGCUCCGAGCUGGAGAAUCAAAAUAAGCAAGUUGAUCGUAUUAAUGCCAAAGGUGAUGCCAACAAUAUGCGAAUGGAUGGUGUUAACAAGCGUGCAAAUAAUCUACUGAAGAGCUAAGCUGAUACGCUCAAAAGCUUGUGAAAGAUAACUGUUAAAAAUGCCAGCCAUCACUCUUAACCCUUAUCCCCCAGCGUUACUCACUUUUGGCAAAAGCUUCUAUCUACGUACAGGGAACACUAUUGUGGGCACAAAAACACGACACUAUAUACAAACUCUACACACUCUAGUGGAUCAAAAAGUAUAACGACUAAAGCAACUUAACCCAUCAAAACGUAACUUGUAUACAUAUAUUCGUCUAUAUAUUAACUAAUCUUUACACUCGAAACUAAACAAAAUUUUAUAUAGAAAUUUUUUUCAUAUGAAUGUACAAGCAACUAUAAAACUUUGUAAUGUGUAUUGUCAAUGUAACAAAUAUUUAUAUAUCUUUAAUAACUAUAUACAACAGGAGUAAGGCGAAAGGCAUUUACACGUACGUAUUUGUAUGUGAGUAAGACGGGCAAUUUUGAAUGAUGCACAAUGGUUUUUUUAGAUUUAAGCUUAGUGUCAUAUGCAUAAAUUAUUUAUGUGCUGUUGAUUGUAUAUUACAUAUAAUGUAUUUAUAUAUACUUGUAUAAUUGUUUGUUUAGAUUAAUGACUGCCCUCUACCCCAGUUACGCCCCCCCUUGCUUACAGUGUUUACUAUUUGCCAAUUUAGUUGCUAUUCUAGAUGUUCAAUAAAAAGUGAAAUUACUCAAUUUAAA
This is a messenger RNA of Drosophila busckii, 1512 nucleotides long. It is a transcript of the gene Snap24, whose product is annotated as synaptosomal-associated protein 25. The record is from RefSeq and is a predicted model, not a curated record. Gene Ontology annotation, cellular component: SNARE complex; plasma membrane. Gene Ontology annotation, biological process: synaptic vesicle priming; synaptic vesicle fusion to presynaptic active zone membrane; exocytosis. The transcript has a single exon. NCBI's taxonomy places the organism in Eukaryota, Metazoa, Arthropoda, Insecta, Diptera, Drosophilidae. Bases 194 to 829 code for a protein of 211 amino acids. Gene Ontology annotation, molecular function: syntaxin binding; SNAP receptor activity.